Molecule: messenger RNA, 1585 nt
Organism: Fundulus heteroclitus (mummichog)
Lineage: Eukaryota; Metazoa; Chordata; Actinopteri; Cyprinodontiformes; Fundulidae
Gene: tk1
Product: thymidine kinase 1, soluble
Exons: 7
Coding region: 136-840 (234 amino acids)
Biological process (GO): thymidine metabolic process
Molecular function (GO): thymidine kinase activity; ATP binding
Source: RefSeq, a predicted model, not a curated record
ACACUAAGCGGGCGCGCGGCAUUCAAAGCUUUUUUCCUGCACGUCCUCUGGCAGCUACUCUCCGCACAGUAUUGUUUCUUUUUAUUUUAUCUUUCAGCCGCUGAAGUAUUUUAUUACGCGUGUAUUUAAAUCGAAAUGGACUUCUUAGAUUCGCCAAUUUGCCCAAUAAGGCUGGAAAACUCACCGAAGAAAUCCCGCGGACAGAUUCAGAUUAUAUUUGGACCGAUGUUCUCAGGCAAAAGCACUGAGCUGAUGAGAAGAGUGCGCCGGUUCCAGGUGGCCCAGUACAAGUGUUUGCUGAUCAAAUAUGCCAAGGACAUCCGGUAUUCUGACGUGGGUGUGGCCACACAUGACAAAAACACCAUGGAUGCCAUGCCUGCCACCCGCCUGGGAGAUGUUCGAGCUGCAGCCCUGAAAGCCUGCGUCAUCGGCAUCGAUGAGGGACAGUUUUUUCCAGACGCCGUGGAGUUCUGCGAGGAGAUGGCCAAUUUAGGGAAGACGGUGAUCGUAGCGGCCCUGGACGCAACCUUCCAGAGGAAGCCUUUUGGAAACAUCCUGAACCUGGUUCCUCUGGCCGAGAGCGUGGUGAAGCUCCACGCUGUCUGCAUGCAGUGCUACAAAGAAGCCGCCUACACCAAGAGGAUAGGUGCGGAGAAGGAGGUGGAAGUGAUCGGCGGCGCCGACAAGUACCAGGCGGUGUGCAGAAAGUGUUACGGCGGUCUGGUGGUGGACAAGGAGAACGGUUCCUCUUCCAGGAAUGAAACGCCGCAACACGCCCUGAUGGGAAAACUCGUCGACCCCAACGUUCCCCGGAAACUGUUCUCCCCCCUGCACCUCUGAGGAGGAGGGAACACGAGACUUGAUGCAUUCGAUUUUAUACGUGUGUUCCUAUAUUGUGUGAGCAGUGGUUUUAUUUUGAUGUGAUUUGUGGGCUUUUGUUUUUGCAGUCAGUUGGUGUGACUAAAUAGUUUGAAUCUUUUGCUGUCCUGGUUGUGAUAUUUUGUAUACUUGAAUGACAUAAAGCACUUACUAAUAGCUUUAAAUAUAAGUAAUCUUAAGAAGUUACAGCUUUUAUAUACAAGUGGGGUAAUAUUUGUUAGUUUUUUUUUUGGGGGGGGGGGGCAUCUUUAACUGUAGUGUCAGAUUUAAAUGUAAAAUGAAUAUUUUGCUGUCAGAUCAACAAUACAAGCGUUUUACUGUGUAGUCUAGGUCAGAAAUUGUAUAAUAAAAUCAGAGCUGACUUAUUUAUUGUUUUAUGUCUCUAAGCAUUUCUCUGGGUAGGAACCACCAAUCUGUUUCGCUUUCAUUUUAACCUUUAUGCCCUGAGACGUGUAAUUCAACUCCCCACCGCAGCGACGCGAGGAUAAAAAUAACCUGGUUUAAAUCCUGGCGAGCCGCUGGUUAGCAGUGAGCAGGGUAAAAAAUAGUUUUGAUUUUGGCUUAAGUGCGUUAUAUGUUUAAGGAAAUAUUUGGAUUUUCCUUAGAGGAUGUGUGUUUUUAUUAUAGGUUCUGAAUUUAACGUCAGGCCUCUAAGAAAUGCAUGUCACCAAAUUUGAGUUUUGAAUCUAUACUUUAAAAUGGGCUU